AUGUCCAACAAGCUUACCCACGAAGAGCAAGAGGCCUUGGUGAUCAGUGAGGAUCCUGAGCAUCCCGCUAACUUGAUUUCCGAAUUAUGUCGAGAAUUCUACAAGCUUGGAUGGGUUACAGGCACUGGAGGAGGUAUUUCAAUUCGACAAGGUGAACAUGUGUACCUUGCUCCCUCUGGCGUCCAGAAAGAACGAAUCAGGCCAGAACACAUCUUUGUCCUUCCGUUCGCUCAGUCGUCUGUACCUAAACCUGGAUCAAAGAGAGAUUUCCUGAGGAUACCAAGUAAGAAGGGCUUGACAGAAUCACAAUGUACCCCUCUAUUCUGGAACGCUUUCACGAUGAGAGAAGCCGGUGCAUGUAUACAUACCCAUUCUCAACAUGCUGUCAUGUUGACACUCUUACACCCUCGUGAUGCUCAAAGUUUCAAGAUCUCCCAUCAAGAGAUGAUCAAAGGUGUGCGAAUUGGUGGAGUAGGGAAAACACUCAGUUUCUUCAAUACUUUGGAAAUCCCCAUCAUCGACAAUACUGCUGUUGAAGAAGAUUUGACUGAAAGUAUGGCGGCUGCGAUGGAGAAAUACCCAGACGCUCCUGCCAUCUUAGUAAGAAGACACGGUGUAUACGUUUGGGGUAACACUUGGGAACAAGCGAAGACUCAAUCGGAAUGUCUUGACUACCUUUUUGAGAUCGCCGUCAAGAUGCUUUUGGCCAAGUUACCACUGGUCGGGGACAAUUAG
Messenger RNA from Kwoniella botswanensis, 735 nucleotides. RefSeq names its product methylthioribulose-1-phosphate dehydratase. Gene Ontology annotation, molecular function: metal ion binding; methylthioribulose 1-phosphate dehydratase activity. The record is from RefSeq and is a predicted model, not a curated record. The transcript is spliced from 9 exons. Gene Ontology annotation, cellular component: cytoplasm. The coding region runs from base 1 to 735 and encodes 244 amino acids. Lineage: Eukaryota; Fungi; Basidiomycota; Tremellomycetes; Tremellales; Cryptococcaceae.